Molecule: messenger RNA, 1164 nt
Organism: Diabrotica balteata
Lineage: Eukaryota; Metazoa; Arthropoda; Insecta; Coleoptera; Chrysomelidae
Source: the annotation of a GenBank genome assembly
AUGUAUCAUCAAACAGUGGUUAAUUUUGAUGAAAUGACCUGGUUUCCCAAAAAGAUUUCGGAGAUAGACUUGGCUCAAAACGUCUUGAUGUACGGAAGUGAGUUGGAUGCUGAUCAUCCUGGUUUCAAGGAUCCCGUUUAUCGGAAGAGAAGAGAACAGUUUUAUCAAAUUGCUAUGAAAUAUAAAUAUGGAGAUCCAAUUCCAAAAGUAAAAUACACACCAGAAGAAAUUAAGACUUGGGGCACAGUUUUUCGCGAAUUACAAAAACUAUACGAAAAACACGCAUGUAGAGAAUAUUUGGAAAAUUGGCCACAGCUGGUAAAAUAUUGCGGAUAUAGAGAAGACAACAUCCCUCAGCUUCAAGACGUCAGUGUGUUUCUUAAAAGAAAAACGGGCUUUUCUCUUCGACCCGUCGGUGGAUACUUAAGCGCCAGAGACUUCCUGGCAGGACUGGCGUUUCGCGUUUUUCAUUGCACUCAGUAUAUCAGGCAUUCUACAGAUCCAUUUUAUACUCCAGAACCGGAUUGCUGUCACGAAUUAUUGGGUCAUAUGCCACUUCUAGCAAAUCCCAGCUUUGCACAAUUUUCUCAAGAGUUAGGGUUGGCGUCCCUUGGAGCCUGCCAAGAAGAUAUUGAUAAACUCGCUACACUUUAUUUCUUCACUGUGGAGUUUGGUUUGGCCAAACAAGAUGGGGAGCUUAAAGUAUACGGAGCUGGUUUGCUCAGUUCAGUAGCAGAGCUCAAACAUGCAAUAGAAGCAAAAGAUAAUGUGAAACGUUUUGAUCCAGAUCUUACUUGUCAGCAGGAAUGUAUCAUUACGGAUUACCAACUAGGCUACUGGUAUACAGACUCGUUUGAAGAAGCUAAGGAGAAAAUGAGAACUUUUGCAGAACAAAUUAAACGCCCGUUCGGCAUUCGAUACAACCCCUAUACACAAACGGUCGAAGUUUUGAGUAACGAGAAGAAGAUUACAGCUUUAGUAUCCGAACUUCGGGGUGAUCUGUGCAUUGUCAACAGCGCUCUUAAGAAGAUUAGCGCCAGAGAUUCCACACUGGACGUCAACCGAAUCACAAAAUUGCUUCAAGGUGGAUUAGUCACUGAUAAUAACGAAGAACAUGGUAAUCUGGAACUUACUAAUGACGAACUUGGAAAAAAUAAGGAAUAA